Camellia sinensis is the source of this 4350-nucleotide messenger RNA. RefSeq names its product pleiotropic drug resistance protein 1. The record is from RefSeq and is a predicted model, not a curated record. Gene Ontology annotation, molecular function: ATP binding; ABC-type transporter activity; ATP hydrolysis activity. NCBI's taxonomy places the organism in Eukaryota, Viridiplantae, Streptophyta, Magnoliopsida, Ericales, Theaceae. Gene Ontology annotation, cellular component: membrane.
AUGGAUACUGGUGAGAUAUUUGGAGUGACUAGUGCAAGGAUAAGCAGCUCAAACAUAUGGAGGAACAGUGCAAGGGAAGUUUUUUCAAAGUCUUCCCGAGAAGAAGAUGAUGAAGAAGCACUUAAAUGGGCUGCCAUUGAAAAGCUGCCUACGUAUUUGCGGAUAACGAGAGGUCUAUUGACCGAUGAAGAGGGUAAAGCGAGAGAAAUCGAUGUCAACGACCUCGGGUUUUUGGAGAAAAAGAAUUUGUUAGAGAGAUUGUUGAAGAUUGCAGAGGAAGACAAUGAGAAGUUCUUGUUGAAGCUCAAGGGCCGCAUUGACCGAGUUGGGCUAGAACUUCCAACAAUUGAAGUCAGGUUUGAGCAUUUAACAGUUGAUGCAGAAGCUUAUGUUGGCAGUAGAGCAUUGCCUACCAUCUUCAACUUCUCUGUCAAUAUGCUUGAGGGGUUCUUAAAUUGCCUCCAUAUUCUUCCAAGUAGAAAGAAACCAUUACCAAUCCUUCAUGAUGUCAAUGGAAUCAUCAAGCCUGGAAGAAUGACAUUGCUUUUAGGUCCUCCAAGUUCUGGGAAAACCACAUUGCUGCUUGGUUUGGCUGGAAAGCUUGAUUCAGAUCUAAAAGUUUCAGGAAAAGUAACUUACAAUGGUCAUGGAAUGGAUGAGUUUGUUCCACAGAGAACAUCGGCUUAUAUCAGUCAGUAUGAUCUUCAUUUAGGAGAAUUGACUGUUAGAGAAACAUUAGCAUUCUCGGCUAGAUGUCAAGGGGUUGGACCUUAUUGUGAAAUAUUAGCAGAGUUGUCAAGGAGAGAAAAGCAAGCAAACAUUAAGCCUGAUCCAGAUAUUGAUAUUUACAUGAAGGCUGCAUUACUAGAAGGGCAGGAGGCUAGUGUGGUCACAGAUUAUGUUCUUAAGAUUUUGGGUCUGGAGGUUUGUGCGGAUACCUUGGUGGGUGAUGAAAUGCUGCGGGGUAUUUCUGGUGGACAGAAGAAGCGAUUAACGACAGGGGAGAUGUUGGUUGGACCGGCUAGGGCACUCUUCAUGGAUGAGAUAUCGACUGGUUUGGACAGUUCUACAACUUACCAGAUUGUGAAUUCAAUCAGACAUUCCAUCCACAUCCUUCAAGGGACAGCGAUCAUCUCUCUCCUCCAACCGGCACCAGAAACUUACAAUCUGUUUGAUGACCUAAUUCUCCUCUCAGAUGGGCAAAUUGUAUAUCAAGGCCCCCGAGAAGGUGUGCUUGAAUUCUUCGAGUCCAUGGGCUUCAAAUGUCCGGAGAGGAAAGGAGUUGCUGACUUUUUACAAGAGGUGACAUCAAAGAAAGAUCAGGUUCAGUACUGGGCAAACAAAGACGAACCUCAUAAUUUUGUAACCGUCAAGGAAUUUGCAGAAGCAUUUCAGUCAUUCCACGUUGGCCGGAAACUUGGUGACGAGCUUGCUGUUACAUUUGACAAAGCUAAGAGCCACCCUGCCGCUUUGACAACUAAGAAGUAUGGCAUCAACAAGAAGGAACUUUUAAAUGCCUGCACGUCGAGAGAAUACUUGCUCAUGAAGAGGAACUCAUUUGUCUUCAUAUUCAAAAUGGUGCAACUUAUUAUUAUGGCAUUUAUAACAAUGACGGUGUUUCUAAGAACUGGGAUGCCCAGAAACAAUUUAGACGAUGGAGGGAUUUUCAUGGGUGCCCUGUUCUUCGUUCUCAUUAUGAUUAUGUUUAAUGGGUACUCGGAAAUUACCUUGAGCAUCAUGAAACUUCCCGUCUUUUACAAGCAAAGAGACUUUCUCUUCUUCCCUGCUUGGGCAUACUCUUUACCAACAUGGAUCCUCAAGUUGCCAAUCACAGUUGUAGAAGUUGGUAUAUGGGUUUUCCUCACUUACUAUGUCAUAGGCUUCGAUCCAGAUGUUGGAAGGUUUUUCAGACAAUACUUUCUACUCCUAUGCAUUAACGCAAUGUCUUCUGGGCUGUUCCGAUUCAUGGGGGCAAUAGGAAGGAACAUCAUUGUGGCAAACACAUUUGGAUCAUUUGCAUUACUUGCAGUUCUUGUCUUGGGCGGAUUUAUCUUGUCACAAGAUGAGGUAAAGAAAUGGUGGAUAUGGGGUUAUUGGGUCUCCCCUAUGAUGUACGGGCAAAAUGCUUUAGCAGUGAACGAAUUUCUUGGCAAGAGUUGGAGACAUAUUCCUCCUAAUUCUACAGAGACACUAGGACUACAAGUUUUGAAGGCUCGUGGGCUUUUUCUAGAAGCGCACUGGUAUUGGAUCGGAGUAGGAGUUACAGUCGGAUACUUUUUCAUAUUCAAUUUCCUUUUCACUCUGGCUCUAGCCUAUCUUAACCCAUUUGGCAAGCCUCAGGCAAUUCUAUCUGAAGAAACCUUGGCUGAGAGAUCUGCAAGCAAAAAAGGAGGGUUAACUGAGUUGACAUCAAAAAUAAAGAACUCUUCUGGAAAAGGAAAUGAAGUGCAAAGAAGUGUAUCAUCCCGGUCAAUGUCAUCAAGAGUGGGAAGCAUUACCGAAGCUGACCAGAAAAGAGAGAGAGGAAUGGUUCUACCUUUUGAACCCCUUUCCAUCACAUUCGAUGACAUCAGAUAUGCAGUAGAUAUGCCACAGGAAAUGAAAGAUCAAGGUAUACCUGAAGAACGAUUAGAACUUCUGAAAGGAGUAACGGGUGCUUUUCGACCGGGAGUUCUUACAGCUCUCAUGGGUGUCAGUGGAGCUGGCAAGACAACCCUGAUGGACGUUUUGGCUGGUAGAAAAACUGGUGGAUAUGUUGAAGGAAGGAUCACAAUCUCCGGGUACCCGAAAAAGCAAGAAACAUUUGCUCGGAUAGCAGGAUAUUGUGAACAAACUGAUAUUCACUCUCCUCAUGUCACAGUCUAUGAGUCCUUACAAUAUUCUGCAUGGCUCCGGUUGCCCGCUGAAGUCGAUCAUGCAACCAGAAAGAUGUUCGUUGAUGAGAUCAUGGAACUUGUGGAGCUAACCCCACUAUGGGAAGCGCUUAUUGGGUUGCCUGGUGUGAAUGGUCUUUCAACUGAACAGCGCAAGAGGCUUACAGUUGCAGUUGAGCUCGUAGCCAACCCAUCCAUAAUAUUCAUGGAUGAACCAACCUCAGGACUUGAUGCCAGGGCUGCAGCAAUAGUGAUGAGAACGGUGAGAAACACAGUAGACACAGGACGAACUGUGGUGUGCACAAUCCAUCAGCCAAGCAUUGAUAUAUUUGAUUCUUUCGAUGAGCUGCUUCUUUUGAAAAGAGGAGGCGAAGAAAUAUAUGUCGGUCCAUUAGGUCGCCAUUCUUCCCAUCUCAUCACGUACUUUGAGGGAAUCAAUGGAAUUAGUAAAAUUAAAGAUGGUUAUAAUCCGGCAACGUGGAUGUUAGAGGUAACUUCACCAGCACAAGAAAGCACUCUUGGGAUUAACUUUGCUGAGGUGUACAGGAACUCAGAACUAUACAGGAGAAACAAAGAUUUGAUCAAGGACUAUAGUGUACCAGCUCCAGGCUGGAAAGAACUACAAUUCCCUACUAAAUACUCACAAACUUUCUACACACAAUGCAUGGCUUGUCUAUGGAAACAACAUUGGUCAUAUUGGCGAAACCCGUCAUACAAUGCAGUGAGACUCAUGUUUACCACCUUCAUAGCCCUAAUGUUUGGUACAAUAUUCUGGGAUCUUGGCUCCAAAAGGGAAAGGAAACAAGAUUUCUUCAAUGCAAUGGGUUCUAUGUAUGCUGCUAUACUAUUUAUUGGUGUGCAAAAUGCCACAUCAGUGCAGCCAGUUGUUGCGAUAGAGAGAACAGUUUUUUACAGAGAAAGAGCUGCUGGCAUGUAUUCAGCUUUGCCAUAUGCCUUUGGACAGGUUGUUAUCGAAAUCCCAUACGUUUUGGUUCAAACUAUCAUAUAUGGAGUGAUAGUUUAUUCCAUGAUUGGAUUUGACUGGACAGCUGCCAAGUUCUUUUGGUAUCUAUUCUUCAUGUACUUCACCUUAUUAUACUUCACAUUCUAUGGAAUGAUGACAACAGCUGUCACUCCCAACGAACACAUCGCUGCCAUAGUUUCAUCUGCCUUCUGCCUAAUUUGGAACAUUUUCUCUGGAUUUGUCAUUCCAAAGACGAGGAUUCCGGUGUGGUGGAGAUGGUAUUAUUACAUUUGCCCUGUGUCUUGGACUAUGUAUGGAUUAGUUGCUUCACAGUUUGGAGACAUAAAGACCAGGCUUGACACAGGCGAAACAGUGGAAGAUUUCAUGAAAAGUUACUUCGGCUUUAGAUACGACUUUGUUGGAUAUGUUGCGAUCAUUAUAGUUGGAAUAGAUGUGCUCUUUGGGUUCAUCUUUGCCUAUUCAAUCAGGACAUUCAACUUUCAAAAAAGAUGA